AUGGGGGCAGCUGGAAAAGGCCCCAGCAGCAUCAUCGACUACCCACAGCCCGUGGGGGACGACUGGGAUGAGGCGACGCAUCUGCUCAUGGAGGAGCGCGCAAAGUUCCAGGAACGUGAGAAGAUUCGGCUGGAGCUGGAGGUGGAGCAGCUCGCCCUGAUGCAGAGUGGCCCAUCGUGGGGAGACCUGCUCUGGUCUGCCUUGCAGCCCUGGCAGGUCUGGGCAUUUGUUGGGCUCUCGCUUCUUCUCUUGCCCCUAUGGCUUAUGUGGAGGAAGAGAAGGCGCGAGGCAGAGGUCAGCGGCGAGGGGCAGAAGGAAAAGGAGAGCGAGGAAGAGGACGAGACACGGACGUAUGAUCUGGCAUGGCUUCUGGAGGAGCGCAUACAGUGGCCUGUACAGGACCUGCAGACAGGCUGCAACAGGACAAUGGCCAUGAUGGAGAAAUUCCUAAGUGCCCUCAGGCGUGCCUUGGUUGGGACUUUCUUCCCGGUGCUGCAUCAAGCCAUUGGUUUUGGCAGUGCCUUUGAAGGCUGGACUGAGAGUGGGGAGGAAACUGUGUACCAUGUGCUUGUACCUCUGAGUGCUCCCCCAGGCCACAUCUUCCACCUGGAGCGUGACACCGACUGGCUGAGGCCCGGCAGGAACUUCCGUGUCCGCGUGGAGCUGGUGUGCAGCUGCCCAAGGGGGCAGGAGGGUGCGAACAUGCUGUGCUUCCGCCACCACCCUGACGUGAUGGGCAUGAUAACUGAGCAGCCCAACCUCCUAGACAUGCUGUGCACCGGCUCCUACCUUGACGUGGAAAAAACCAUCUACUUCUUCUACAGACUGCUGGAAGUAAGCUGGCAGCGUUUGCCUGAGUCACGCAGUUGGCAUUUAGCGCUGCACUACUCCCAACGCUUCUGCCACCUCAGGCUGUCCAACAGCCAGGAAAGCUUCCAGGUUCAAGUGAUGCUUGGGCUACAGAGAUUUACCUCAGACAUCUUUAUCAGCAGCCGGCCUCGAGGGGCCCACACCCCAAGCACAAUGUGGCCUGAGACCUACAGCAUGGCAGAGACAAAGUUCUUCAGGCACAUGGCCAUGCAGCUCCCUCAGGACAGCUCGCACCUGAAAUGCCUGCAGCUCCUUGCUGUAGCUUUUCAGGAGUGCAAGGGAUUUUCCAUCCAUUCCAUCAAGACCAUCUUCAUGCACCAGCUGAACACCAUACCUCUGCCACGGUGGCACAGCAGGUAUUUCCUGCUUCAGCUGUCCGAUGUCCUGGAGCAGCUGCGCUUAGCUCUGCAAAAGAAACACCUGCAGCAUUUUAUUGUGGGCAACCAGAGGCUUCCAGAGGAGAUCAGGUUGCCCCAAGAUGUACAAACAUCUAGGCCAUCCAACCUCUUCCACAGCCUGUGGAGGGAUCAGGCUGCCCACUCCCAGGCGAUGCAAGCCUACCUUGAUCUGCGCCAUCGCCUGGCGAGGUUGCUGGCCUAUGGCCACUGUUAG
This is a messenger RNA of Parus major (Great Tit), 1482 nucleotides long. Its product is annotated as inositol 1,4,5-trisphosphate receptor-interacting protein-like 1. Gene Ontology annotation, cellular component: membrane. Lineage: Eukaryota; Metazoa; Chordata; Aves; Passeriformes; Paridae. Bases 1 to 1482 code for a protein of 493 amino acids. The record is from RefSeq and is a predicted model, not a curated record. The transcript is spliced from 2 exons.